Triplophysa dalaica is the source of this 2675-nucleotide messenger RNA. RefSeq names its product general transcription factor II-I repeat domain-containing protein 2-like. The transcript has a single exon. The coding region runs from base 291 to 2111 and encodes 606 amino acids. The record is from RefSeq and is a predicted model, not a curated record. NCBI's taxonomy places the organism in Eukaryota, Metazoa, Chordata, Actinopteri, Cypriniformes, Nemacheilidae.
UACAAACAUAGCAGUUCCUGUAGAUCACAUAUGUCAGAGUCAAGGCCCGCGGGCCACAUCCGGCCCGCGAGAAGGUUUUUUACGGCCCCUGGGAUGAUCUUGAUUUAUUAUUAGAACCGGCCCGCAGACCGCAGCAAGCCGGCAGCCCGCAGAUCUUUUACACGCACCAAUACUACAUUUCCCACAAUGCAACGGUGACGCACCGAGCAGUAGGCUGCUUCAUUUCAAUAUUUAUUGGCACAGCAGUCGUCAGCAUCACAGUAAAAUUAACUUUCAGAUACCCAUCAAAAAUGGCAAAACGGAAGGUGGACACUGAGAACCGGGGGUUUCAAACAAGGUGGGAGUCGGAGUAUAUGUUCACGGAGGUAGCUGGAAAACCUGUGUGUCUUCUGUGUGGAGAAAGUGUGGCGGUACUGAAAGAGUAUAAUCUGAGACGACAUUAUGAAACGAAACACGCGGACAAAAACAAGAAUAUGGACAUGGAACAAAGGCUACAAAAAGCAGAGGAAUUAAAACGAGGCCUCAAAUCUCGACAGGCUCUGUUCAAAAAAGCCAAAUCACAAGGCCAGGCUGCUGUCAAGGCCAGUUUUAUUUUGGCAGAAGAGAUCGCUAAAUCAGCCCGGCCAUUUACGGAGGGGGAUUUCAUCAAAAACUGCAUGAUUAAAGUUUGUGACGAAGUUUGCCCAGAAAAAAGGCAACUCUUUUUAAAUGUGAGUCUGAGCAGAAACACCAUUGCCGAGAGAGUAGACCAGUUGUCCAUCAAUCUAAAAGAGCAGCUUGUGAAAAAGGGAAAAGAUUUCAUUGCAUAUUCCUUGGCUGUGGAUGAGAGCACCGACAUUUCUGACAUUGCCCAGUUGUCAAUUUUCAUCCGCGGAGUGGACUCCAGCCUAAGCGUGACAGAGGAGUUUUUGGCUUUACGUCCUAUGCAUGGCACAACUACGGGGCAUGAUUUGUAUGAAGAGGUGUCAAGAUGUGUAAAUGAGAUGGAGCUGCCUUGGGAAAAACUCGUAGGUUUGACAACCGACGGAGCACCUGCGAUGUGUGGACACAGGAGCGGACUGGUGGCGAAGAUACGGGAAAAGAUGCAAGAGGAAAACGCGACAGGUGAGCUGACAGCUUAUCAUUGUAUCAUACACCAGGAAGCGUUGUGCGGUAAAGCCUUGAAAAUGGAGCAUCUAAUGAGCAUCAUCACGCGCACAGUUAACUUUAUCAGAGCCAAAGGUUUGAAUCACCGCCAGUUCAAGGCAUUUCUGACGGAGUUAGAAACGGAGCAUGGUGAUUUGCCUUAUCACACAGAGGUGCGAUGGCUAAGCCAGGGAAAGGUGCUUCAAAGAUGUUUCGAGCUUCGUGAGGAGAUUUGUCUGUUCUUGGACAGCAAAGGGAAAGACACAACACAACUCCGAGACGAAAUGUUUCUGUGUGAAAUGGCUUUUCUGUGUGACAUUACGAGUCAUCUGAAUGCAAUGAACUUGCAGCUGCAGGGUCGGGAUCAUGUCAUCUCUGAUAUGUACAGUACAGUGAAGGCAUUUAAAACCAAACUGACUCUGUGGGAGACGCAGAUGCGGAAAGAAAAUUUGAGCCACUUUCCCAGCUGCCAGACCAUGAAAGAGAAGCUCUCUACCAGUGCGUUCCCGAGCGCACAGUUGGCUGAUAAAAUAGGUAUGCUUGCCGCUGACUUUCGACGCCGAUUUGCUGACUUUGAAGCACAAAAAAGCAGGUUGGAACUGCUCGGUAACCCAUUUGCUGUUGACGUGGAAAGCUCACCACCAAACCUCCAAAUGGAGUUGAUUGACCUCCAAUGCAAUGAUGCACUGAGGGCAAAAUAUGCGGCAGUGGGUGCUGCGGAGUUCGCCCGUUUCCUCCCCGACACAAUGCCCCAGCUGCGCAUCCAGGCUGCUCAAACGUUGUCUAUGUUUGGCAGCACAUACCUGUGUGAACAACUGUUUUCUUUGAUGAACCUGAACAAAACAUCACACAGAAGUCGACUUACUGCUGAACACCUCCACUCAAUUCUGAGGAUUUCCUCAGCUCAGAGCCUUACCCCGAACAUUGAUGAACUUGUGGAAAAGAUGGGACACCACCAAGUAUCACCCUCAACCUCAAACAAGUGAACAUUACUGUACAAUCACAUAUUUAGAGUUUUUACUCAGUUCAAGUUUAAAAGUUAAAGUUUAAUAUUUGUUUUCACUGCAUGUUACUUCUCCUUAAACAAAGUGUUGUUUUUGAUUAAUAGAUUUUUGCACUUUAUUUUAUUGUAUUUCAAUCCAAUUAUAUUUUAAAAAUAUUUCAGUUGAGUGGAUGAUAGAAAAUUGCUAUUAUUGUUUUUUUCUUUGAAGUAAAUUUAGCCCACUUUUGCUAAAAUAGAAAAUAUAGGCUACUGAUGGUGCCUUGAAUACCGGUUUCUUUCAUUUAAUGUUCAUGUUAUGGGGAUUUUUAUAUAAAGGAAAUUUGUCUUUUGUGUCUGUUGAAAAUUAAAGAUUACUGACAGAGCCAUAAGAAAAUAUUGCUUUAUUUAUCUGAUCAUAUUGGAAUAUAUUUGUUAGGUUUUCAGUAGGUUCAAUUAGGUUCACUAGACUAUAUGCGUCAUUGAAAAAUUUUUCAAUGAACAUUCGAACAGUCCGGCCCUCGGCUUGUAGCUAAAUUUUUUAUUUGGCCCUCCGUCCAUUUGACUUUGA